Zophobas morio is the source of this 966-nucleotide messenger RNA. RefSeq names its product alpha-tocopherol transfer protein-like. Gene Ontology annotation, molecular function: phosphatidylinositol bisphosphate binding. Bases 1 to 882 code for a protein of 293 amino acids. The transcript is spliced from 3 exons. The record is from RefSeq and is a predicted model, not a curated record. NCBI's taxonomy places the organism in Eukaryota, Metazoa, Arthropoda, Insecta, Coleoptera, Tenebrionidae. Gene Ontology annotation, cellular component: membrane.
AUGAACCUCAUCCGCCCAACUCCAGAACAGCUAACCCUCCUCCGAAAACUGAACAAUGAAAACACUACUACCAACCCUCUUACUUUUUUUAGCGUCCCAUUUUUAGAUGCGAGAACGCUGCUAAACUUCCUCCGCCGAAGCAAAUUCUCCUUAGAACAAACUAAAAAGAGGCUUGAUACUUACUUCACCGUGAAAAACGCGUUUCCGGAGUUCUUCACCAAGAGAGACAUCACGCUGCCAGAGCUGCAACGAAUUUACGAAAUCUGGUCGUUCGCAGUUCUUCCGAUCUUGACCCCUCAAGGUAGACGCGUUACGGUGGUGAUGUAUCGUGGACGUAAUUUCCAAAUGGAAGAUACCGUCAACUUUUGUAAAAUAGUGCUAAUGAUGACCGAUAUUCGAGCUCAGGAGGAAGAGGGUGUUCACGAUAUUUUGGUCGUUGAUGCUGCGCCUGUCCAGCUGAAAAAUUUGGGCAAUGUGUCCCUCGUGGCAGUGAAGAGGUUCUUAUUCUGUGCACUGGAAGGGUUGCCGGUUAGAGUUAAAGAGUUCCAUGUGAUAAAUGCGUCGCCUCUUGUAGGUUUGGUGGUCAAAUGGGCGAGUCGUUUUGUCAAAGAUAAAGUAAUAAGGCGAGUUCAAAUUCACGAUAGUUUGGAGUCCCUGCACGAAUGUUUACCGAAGAAGUUCCUACCAGAGGAAAUUGGAGGUACUGCCGGGAAACUAGAGGAUUUUAUGCAACAGUGCUGGGUUACUUUGGAGGAACAUGUAGAGUGGUUUAAGGAGCAGGAAAAAUUUAAAUCAGAUGAGUCCAAGAGAGUGGGCAAAGAAGCUCCUUGUGGAAGUAAUUUCGGCCCGGAGGGGAGCUUCAGGCAACUGUCGAUUGAUUAAGGUUUAAAAUCCUGCAAAUAAAUGAAGAGUUUUGGUUAUAGAUUUUUUUUAAUAAUCACAGUAACUUUAGAUAUGCCAAGCUUU